GGCGGGCAGGGCGAUGCUGCUGGUGCUGUCGGCGGAGCACCGGGCGCACCUGGGCUGUUUGCCGCGGGCGGGCGGCGCAGGCGUGGGCGAGCUGGGGCGCCUGGCGCUGGAGCAGCUGCGGCGGGGAGCGGCACCGCGGGCCUGCGAGGCCGCCGCCAGAAAGCUGAACGUUGGCGUUGACACCAUUCAGCAUGGAGUAGAGGGACUAACGUAUCUUCUUACUGAGAGCUCCAAGCUUAUGAUUUCUGAGAUUGACUUUCAAGAUUCCAUUCAUGUUCUGGGAUUCUCAGAUGAAUUGAACAAAUCCUUGCUCCAGCUGUACCUUGACAACAGGAAGGAGAUCAGGACCAUUCUUGGAGAGCUGGCACCGAGGCUGCCCAGCUACCACAGUCUGGAGUGGAGACUGGAUGUGCAGCUUGCAAGCAGAAGUUUGAGACAACAGAUCAAGCCUGCUGUGACCAUGAAGCUACAUCUUAACCAGAAUGAAGAUCAAACUGCCCAGGUGUUGCAAACUGACCCUGCUACCCUCCUCCACCUGAUCCAGCAACUGGAGCAGGCACUGGGGGAGAUGAAGACAAACCACUGCAGGAGAAUAGUGCGCAACAUGAAAUAGCCUCAAGUCCUGCCUGCUCUUGGACUAAGCAGUUUGUGAAACAGCUCAAAACAAUGCUCACAGAUACGUUUUGAGGAAUAAGAAACAUCUGGAUCAGAUGAACUGCUUUCCUGUGCCAGGAUCUUGAGCCAGUAAUUACAGGCCAAAUGUCCUCGGCUGCCAGCUUUGCAAACCUGACUGGUACAAGAUAGGUAAUGGGGUUUGCUUUACUUGCAAAUGGAGGCAUUCAGCAUACUAUGCUGAGAAUUCCUUUAGUUCCUUUAGUUCUAAAUUACUAUAGAUCUGCUUGAGCUUUCCUACCUUAGGUAGAAUUGUCUCAAUAUUAUACGAAGCUGCAUAUUUAUAAAUAAUUUUUUCUCUUUUGAAAUAUUUUUUAAACCCUUACAGUGGUGGGAAUGAUACUUUGCAGGAAGAUUUCUCCCGUGUGGACUCAGGUGUGUGUAAAAGCCGAUGUGGGACUGCUGCCCUUUUCCUGCAGAGGGGGAGUGCGUCAAUGUGGGCUGGUGUGACACUGCUGCUCUGCCCUUCUCACCUAUAACCAAGCUAACAUUCCGUUAGCAGAGCCUGCUGUGACCCCCCAGGACAGCUGAGGCUUUCUGCAGCCGGCCCAGUGGCCUGCACUGGGUUGGCAAACUGGUUAUUUGUGAGGGUGGUCUGAAAACUUGCAAAAGCAGAGCUGUGGGUGAGGAGGCAGGUAAAGAAUAGUGUUAACCUCUGCUAACUCUGGUCUUCGUGCCCUGAUGCUAUGGUUUGCGUUCCCCUGUUCGGGUCGUGCUCAUAAAGGCAAGACCGGCUAUUGCAACCAAAAUUAUGCUUUUCCAUCGUUAAGAAAAAUGUCUAAUAAAGAUGAUGUCAAAAGUCACUUUUCAGUUUUAUUUUAAUGCAGUAUUUUGCAGCUUUUGUGAGUAGGAUUGAAUAGUUUUAGUAAUCAAUGCUCUAGUGUCUGAGGGUGCAUCAUAAAGGCCCUAAAGUAUAUAGGAGAGGAUGAAAAGGCGAGAGAGAACCAUAACAUACAGAUUCUGGCAAUAACUAUAUUCACUGUCUUUCAUGGCAACACCAUAAACUUCUAUUUUAAAUAUGUUUUUACAUUCAAAACUGCAUUCUUUUCUUUCUGUUUUGAAUUUUUGUACCUCUGAGAGGUACUAUUUCAAAUUAAACCUGCAUGGCUGAAGUGCCUUAAAAAAAGUUGUCAGGAACCUGGAGUUGCCUGUUCUGCAGAUGCUGUGCAGUGUGGCAGCGGUGUGAACAAACUGAAUUUCCUCUUCCCGUGCAUCAGCCAUGUGUUUCUUUUAUCAUCCAUAUGUGGUAACCCUUUUCAUAGAAUCAUCUUCAUAUAUAAUACAUGGUAAUUAAAUGUCACUACUUGGGA
Empidonax traillii (willow flycatcher) is the source of this 1982-nucleotide messenger RNA. RefSeq names its product COMM domain containing 2 (gene COMMD2). Bases 14 to 613 code for a protein of 199 amino acids. The record is from RefSeq and is a predicted model, not a curated record. The transcript is spliced from 5 exons. Lineage: Eukaryota; Metazoa; Chordata; Aves; Passeriformes; Tyrannidae.